This is a messenger RNA of Pseudonaja textilis, 2001 nucleotides long. It is a transcript of the gene DCAF13, whose product is annotated as DDB1 and CUL4 associated factor 13. Gene Ontology annotation, molecular function: protein binding. Lineage: Eukaryota; Metazoa; Chordata; Lepidosauria; Squamata; Elapidae. The record is from RefSeq and is a predicted model, not a curated record. Gene Ontology annotation, biological process: maturation of SSU-rRNA from tricistronic rRNA transcript (SSU-rRNA, 5.8S rRNA, LSU-rRNA). Gene Ontology annotation, cellular component: nucleolus; small-subunit processome.
GGUAGCACCUCGAUCCGGAAGUUCUUCCGGGAGUUUCUCCUUUUUUCCCCACGUGGUGGUGGUGGUGGGGGGUCUUCGGAAGGCGAGUGGACCCCCCCCCCCCCCCCCCGGGGGAAGGGGAGGGGGGGGGUUGAGCGCAGGAACCCGGACGACGAUGGGCGAGAAACCAAGCAGGACCUUCGGGGGGUUCCACGAAAUUACGAUCCGGCAUUACAUCCAUUUGAAAUUCCACGGGAAUAUACAAGGGCGCUAAAUGCAACUAAAUUAGAUCGUAUAUUUGCGAAACCUUUUCUUGCAUCGUUAGAUGGCCAUAGGGAUGGAGUUAAUUGCAUGGCUAAACAUCCAGAGAGCUUGUCUACAGUUCUGUCUGGAGCAUGUGAUGGAGAGGUGAGAAUCUGGAACUUGAUGAAGCGUGUAUGCAUCCGUACAUUGCAAGCACAUGAAGGCUUUGUAAGAGGAAUGUGUACCCGUUUUUGUGGCACCUCUUUCUUCACUGUGGGUGAUGAUAAAACAGUAAAACACUGGAAAAUGGAAGCACCAGCUGAUGGGGAAGCAGAAGAACCAAUAAAUACCAUUCUUGGAAAGACAGUGUACACUGGAAUUGAUCAUCAUUGGAAGAAACCUAUAUUUGCUACUUGUGGUCAUCAGGUUGAUAUAUGGGAUGAGCAGAGAACAAGUCCUAUAUGCUCUUUGACUUGGGGAGUCGAUAGCAUAAACAGUGUUAAAUUCAAUCCAAUUGAGAUGAAUCUUUUGGGAAGCUGUACUUCAGACAGAAAUAUUGUGCUGUAUGAUAUGAGACAAUCAACUGCCCUAAAGAAGGUUAUUUUGGAUAUGAGAACAAAUACACUUUGCUGGAAUCCUAUGGAAGCUUUCAUUUUCACUGCAGCAAAUGAGGAUUACAACUUAUAUACUUUUGAUAUGCGGUUCCUUGGCAAGGCUUUAAUGGUUCAUAUGAACCAUGUGUCUGCAGUUCUGGAUGUGGAUUACUCCCCUACAGGAAAAGAAUUUGUGUCUGCCAGCUUUGAUAAAUCUAUUCGCAUUUUUCCUGUAGAUAAAGGUCAUAGCAGGGAGGUUUAUCAUACAAAGAGAAUGCAACAUGUCAUCACUGUCAAAUGGACAUCAGACAAUAAAUACAUUUUGUGUGGCUCUGAUGAAAUGAACAUUCGUUUGUGGAAAGCAAAUGCUUCUGAAAAGCUGGGUGUGCUUACUCCUCGAGAGAGAGCUGCUAUUAACUAUAAUCAGAAACUGAAAGAAAAAUUCCAGCAUCAUCCCCAGAUCAAACGUAUAAAUCGCCAUCGUCACUUACCGAAGAUGAUCUAUAGUCAAGCCAAAGAGCUACGCAUCAUGAAAGAAGCUCGUCGGCGAAAGGAACUGAACCGUCGCAAACAUAGCAAGCCUGGAUCUAUACCACUUGUGUCAGAAAAGCAGAAACACAUUAUGGCUGUAGUAAAAUAAUAAUAUAUAAAAUUACUAGGGUACUAAAUUCCUAUGGACAUGAUUUAUAUAUGAUAUAUAUAUAUUUGUUUGUUGAUAUUAUGAAAAUAAUAAAUUGUGACUUUAGUUGCUAUAGUGUGGCUAAUUGUGGUAUCUUUAUAGUAUUUACAAGCUGCAUCGCUUGUAAAGAACGAGAGUGAAAGUAUCUAAAAAAGUAUAUGCAAAUUCUGCAUACUAGCAACUAGAAGAGACAGAACUAAUGUCAGCUUUGGAAAGCUGCAAUAAGUUUUCCAAAAUGCUAAAUUGUAGCAUCUUAAAAGAAUGUGAACAAAAGUAUUUUUAGAUUGGCAAACUUGCUUCCAAAAUAUUUGGGCACCAUUUAAUUAAAAAAAAACAACCCUGUGUGAAGCCCCUUUCUAUUGUAAGCUAUGUAUCCUGAUUCAACCUAUCAAAUAAGGUACAGGUAAUCCUCAACUUAUAACCACAACUGAGCCCAAAAUUUUUGUUGAUAAGCAAGACAUUUUUAAAGUGAAUUUUGCCACAUUUCAUAACCUUUCUUGCCCCAGU